Pangasianodon hypophthalmus (striped catfish) is the source of this 8335-nucleotide messenger RNA. It is a transcript of the gene dnmbp, whose product is annotated as dynamin binding protein. The coding region runs from base 2898 to 7292 and encodes 1464 amino acids. The transcript has 14 exons. Lineage: Eukaryota; Metazoa; Chordata; Actinopteri; Siluriformes; Pangasiidae. The record is from RefSeq and is a predicted model, not a curated record. Gene Ontology annotation, biological process: intracellular signal transduction. Gene Ontology annotation, molecular function: guanyl-nucleotide exchange factor activity; protein binding. Gene Ontology annotation, cellular component: cytoplasm.
AUUACUUAUGGUUGAGCUUUGAGAUUUAUUUUGUUGUAAUAGUGGUCUGUUUUGGAAUAGGCCGCUUUUUUUUUCCUUUCAUUUUUUAUAGUAGAAUGAAUGUUCAGUGAUGUCUGAGUGUACCACACACAUAGUCACACAUGAACUGUAUUCACACAGCUGUGUAAACACUUUGUUUGAUAAGUGUAAUUUAUGCUGCGUAUCCAAACCUAGUUACAAAGUGCAACCAUUUAAUAGAAGUCUUGAAUUUAUAAUAUCACUUAUGGUAAAUAUUAGCUGAAGUUUUGUUAGCUUCUCCUAUUUUAGGCCACUUUGACUGCCUCAUACUGAUUAGUAAAAUUAUUUGAAGUUAAUAGUUGUAGGACUUAUUUACAACAGUCUAUCGUUCUUUUUAUUUAAUUACAUGUUAUGAAUAACUGCUAGCUGACAGGUUUCUCUUUCCUGUGAGUAAGUGUGAGUAUCAGUAUGUGUGAUUUUUUUUUUCAUGUCGUAUCAGGGUGUGUUUCCCUGCGAGGGAGGGACAGUAAUGAAUGCUUUUUGUUCAAGUGCAGGGUUGGAGUGUUCAUAAAACCUCAUCUAAAUUCUUGAAAUGGUGAUAGAAAGAUACUUGAAGUAGGUGAAUGAAUGAAGGAGAGAAAACAGAAAGAGAAAGAAAAAGGAAGAAAAAGGUAGCUGGAUAAUGAACAUGGAUAAUGAGAAAAAGUUUAGUGGUUCAUGAAAACAUACCAAGGCAAGGGGGUGGAGGAAUAGGAUGACAACAGUCACAGGAGGAGGGGCGUACAUGGAGAGGAAACUUGGAACAAAAAAGUAGCCAGUCCCAGAGUUGAAUCAAACGCUUUUGUGUGAUCUGGAGACUCUUGUGUUUCUGGCACGGCAUUCUCUCUGCUGGGGCAGCUCUUCUCACAGCGAGUAGUUUUAGCAUUGGGUAGAAUUCUGACUCGGGUUCUGACAAAGAGAGAGAGAGUGUGUGUGUGUGUGUGUGCGUGUGUGUGUGUGUCUCUCUCUCUCUCUCUCUCUCUGGUCCACUCCAGGUGCCUCUUACUUGAACUUGUUAGGUCACUAAUAAAAUGCAAAUGCUUAUCUUGCUUCUGAUCUCCAGCUCCCAUCUUUUCUGUUCCUGUCGUACAGAUGACACCCUUUUCAGUUUAAUAGAGGCCUCUUUAACCAGUACUGAGAAAUAUGCCUUUGUGAAACCCAAGAGAACCUCAUUAAUGACACCUCCUUACCUACUGAUGUGUUUGGCUGCUUCAUGCUCUGUUGUGAACAGUUAGCUGUAAUUAAAAUGCAUAAGCAAGACUAAAUUUGAGGGAUAAUUCCAGGAUAAUCAUAGUUAAACCUCUGGUAAUUGUACAUGGACAAUUUUUUUCGAGGAUUUACACAUGCUCUUUUCUCUUAAGUCAGUGCCUCUCUGUCCUGGAUGUUCUGUUAGAAAGUUUGAAACUGUAGAAAAAUGACACUCAUAUAGCAUACCAUUCACCCAGCUUUUAUCUACUUCAUAUAUUCAUUGGAACAGUUAUAGCAUUGCUUAAACAAUGCUAUAAACAGGAUAUUUGUUUAAAAGAAUGUGUAUUGUGUUACUCUCAAAGGGCCAUGUAUAUGUAAAUAAAUGGUUUUCUACCUGUCAUUACACAGCAGGAAUGCUGUACCUGACCUCCCUGAACUGAGUUUCGGUAAUAUAAGAUCCUCAGUGCUGAUUAGACAUCUUAAGUUUAAUAGAAGAGAACAACACAUACUUUCUAAAUUGCCCAGCACAAAAUGUUUCUUUUGUAUUUGUUAACUAUAAGAAUCUGCAGUGCUAACACAUGCACUUAUCUUCUUUUUUAUUUGCACUUUCUUGUACUUUCUACACUUCACUGUUUUCCCCAGAUUUCUUUUCUGUAGGCAGCUUUAAAAAAAAUACAUUCCUAAUCAUUACUCCUUUAACUGGUUCAAAAGCAGGGUAUAUACUAUACUGGAGGACAUGAAUAGCUAUUUUUUUCCCCUCUCACACUAAAACAUGCCAGAGAUCAGGACAGCCCUCAACAAUAGCCCAUUGUGAAGUGUACAGGCACUUUAAACCACACAGCAGUCUCUGAAAUAAUCAGCCUGUGUCCAAACUUUCCCAGGUCAUUCCACUGAAACAUGAAAGCAAAGUUUCAUAAAAUCAUCGGAUUCAUGCAAAUGUGGGUCAGACAAUUAUCUGCGUGCUGCUUACAUACUAGUGGGCACCUAGUGAAAGGGUUAUGCUAAUCAAGUCUAAACAGAAAAUAAUGGCAUCCUACUUGAGAUAAAAGCUGAAUGUGUAAGUUUCUCAUAGCUUCAACUCAGUGUUUCAUACUGAUUAAACAUCUGUUAAUGUAAUAUUAUUGUUAGGUAAAGCAGUUUUGCAAAGUAGAAAUUUAGGACUGAACUUAAGUAUAAAAAUAGCAUGAUCCUAAGAAGUGGAAGACGCAGUUCUGUUUGACAAUGUCAAGUCUGAAAACACCUCAUAGAAGUUUCUGCAGAAAAGGAGUAAGCCUCUCUCUGGUGUAAGCGCAUUUCUGUGAGGACCAGCCUUUGUUUUUCUGCAAACAGAAACUCACAGCCAAUCACAGAAUUCCUGUAAUCCACCACUCAUGUGACUUCACUGAAUAAUUACCCUACGUUCCUCCCUCUUUCCUCCCCCCUUUUUCUUUCGUCCUCUGCCUCCUUCCUAUUGGCUGGAAAGAUGGAGGGAGUGAAGGAUUGAGUUUCUCACAACUCAGCCAGCCAGUCCAGCUCUAGCAGCUGUGGGAGACUGAGAGUUAGGGAAAGAGAGAGUGAGCGUUUGGCCAUGACCAUGUCUGACAGGUGGACUCCUGUCUCUAUGGCUGUAAACAGUGACUACUGGAGGAGCUAACACAGCUGGUUUUGGUGAAACAGUGAUUCUUCCAGACGGAAUGAAUGGUCAAAUGGCACUGGGACACCCUACGGUGUUUGCCCCAGUUGCCUGGGAUUUUAGCAGAGCUCCUCCUCGGAGAGGAAAAAGUGUGGAGGAGUUGGUGAGUGACAGCUGGGAGCGGGAGAGGUACAUCCAAAUGCAUAUGCACUUUCAGCAACAGCAGCAGCUACAGCAGCCACAGCAGCCAAUAAUAUGCCCACAGGAUUUUGGGCCUGCACCAGGCUAUUUGGAAAACCAAGCCUACCUCAAACAAGCCAGUGGUAUGCACCAAACUUGCUGGGAAUAUGAGGACUGUGACAAGGUACCAUACAGAGAGGGUCUUCCACAACAGAAGAACCAGUUCUUCUACCACACACCUGAGGCUGUCUUUCAGAAACCCAGGAGGCCACAGGAGUGGACUGGCAACCAUUGCUUUUAUGAUCCUAAAGAAGAUGUGAACUUUACUGACCACAGAGGGAAUAGGGACCAUGUCUGGAGCCCACAAACAAAGGAAUACCCUAACCAUAUAAACAGGGACAGACAUAACUAUUGGGAUGUGGAUGAGUAUUAUGAUGAGAGGGAGCGCUAUAGAAGACGGGAUGAAAAUGCCUACUAUGACCGAGACAAAAGGGAUUAUUAUGAUAAAAAGAGAGGCAAUUACAGAGAAAGGGACCGUUAUGAACGUAGAGACAAUGAUUACUAUGAUCAUAAAGAACUGGAUACAUAUGACCGAUAUAACCAGAAAGACUUGGAUAAUUAUGACCAUUAUGACCACAAGGACAGCAUGCGAAGGGAUUACUAUGACACUAGACAAAGACAUAAAUAUGUAUAUAGGGAUACAGAACACUGUGGACAUAGAGAAAAAGAGUUCAGUGAUCACAGAGAUAUGGAUCGCUGUGAUCGUCAACAGAAGGACCAGUAUGACCACAGGAGAGUCGACCGUAAUUACAAUAGAGAGGGCGAGCAAGACCACAAGAAAUUCAAUCGCUAUGCGUAUAGAGAGAAAGACAGAAAAGAUCAAAGAGACACUGACCAGUAUGAGCAAAGAAAAGGGGAUCGCUCAAAAUAUAGGGAAAAAGAUAUUGAUGAUCGUAGAAAAGUAGACCACUAUAAAUGCAGAGAAAACCCAGAUGCUGAAUACAAAGAAAAAGACUACUAUACAUGGCAGGAUGAUGACAAACUUGACCUUAAGGACAAGGAUACAUAUGACUCUAGGAAAGAUGGCAGGUACAAACUCAAGGAGAUAGUCCAGUAUGAUCGUAGAGAAAAGGGUCUCUAUGAACACAUGGAACAAGGUCCUCGUGAGCAAAGGCAAAAAGACAGUUGGAGGGAAAAGGACCGCUACCAGCUCCGAGAUACUGAUCGCUAUUAUUAUAGAGACAAGUAUAACAGAGACCACAGAUCUGAUGACUGCUAUGAUAAUGAGGUAAAAGACUAUUUUGAGGACAGGGAAUGGGAGGAUGAUCAGUAUGAGCAGAAAAGCAGGAGCUACUUCAAAGUUUCCACAGAGGGAUACAGCAGUGACUAUGAUGGUUGGAAACACAGUAAGGAAUGGGAAAAAGAUGUUUACCACACACAAACGGUUAGAGAGAGGGAUGUGAGGAGCUACGAAGAUCCUAUCACUCUCACCCAAUUUGAUCAUGAGAACACCAAGAAUGGGGCACUCAUUCGCCCAUUCUCAGGAAGACUGGACAUGGAAAAACAAGGCUGGAAAAAGCAGAAGGCGCUUUACGCAGGUUCACUGGACAGGAACAGUUUCUACAGAAGAACAGCUCCUAGUUCACUAAGGAAGUCUGAGUUUGUUGUCAACAGGAAAGAGAGGCAAGAGAUGACUCUACUGUCAGCCCAGCCUGAAUCUCUAGAACCAGCUCCUGCCUCUGCAGCCACGACUGAGGAUCCUGAGCAAAGGAUGCUAGAGAAAAGGUCAAAGGUCAUAGAGGAGCUCCUGCAGACUGAGAGAGAUUACAUUAAAGACCUGAACAUGUGUAAGACACAUAUCAUCCUACCCCUACAGAAAAAAGAGGUCCAGAAUGUAGACUUUGAUGGGCUCUUUGGCAACAUCGAAUCUGUAAUUGAUCUCUCCACACGUCUUGAAGAAGCACUUCAGGACACUGACUCGAUAGGAAAAGUGUUCCUGGACUUCAAAUCAGAACUGGAGCAGGUCUACAAGGUCUACUGUCAGAAUCAUGAUGAUGCCAUCGCCUUGCUGGAGUCCUAUGAGAAAGAUGAAAAUAUUCAGAAACAGGUGCUGGAGUGCCUGGAGAAGCUCAGAGCGAUAUACCAUGAGUGGGGGAAGACUAACUACAUAAAUCUGGGUUCGUUCCUGAUAAAGCCUGUGCAGAGGGUCAUGCGUUAUCCACUGCUGCUCAUGGAGCUUUUGAAUGCCACACCAGAGUCGCACCAUGACAGGAAGGAGCUUGCAGAUGCAGUGUCAUCUGUCAAAGAAAUCAAUGUCAACAUCAAUGAGUACAAAAGAAGAAAGGACCUGGUUGUGAAGUACCGCAAAGGGGAUGAGGACAGACUCAUUGACAAGAUUUCCAAACUAAGCAUGCACUCCAUCAUCAAGAAGUCAAACAGAGUGAGCAGCCACCUCAAGCACCUGACUGGAAUUGCACCACAGGUCAAAGAUGAAGCAUUUGAUGACGCAGAGAAGCGAUUCAGACUCCAGGAGAGAUUAAUCAAGUCCUUCAUCAGGGAUAUCUCUCUUUAUCUGCAACAUAUACGGGAGUCAGCCUCUGUGAACGUGCUGUCAGCCAUCAGCUUCUGUGAUAUCUACACAGAGCGACAACAGCAGUUGGAUCCUGAGCGCUUCCAGAGAGCCCAUCGGUGCAUCAGUGACAAGCAGUUCACUGAAUUUAAGGAAAGGACGGAGGCUCUGGUCAUCUCUCCCCUCACCCAGCUGCUUUCCAUGUUUGCUGGUCCACACAAGCUGAUCCAGAAGCGCUUUGACAAGCUGCUUGACUACGAUAACUGUAAAGAGAGAGCAGAGAGGUUGAAAGACAAGCGCGUGCAGGAAGACCUGCAAACAGCGAGAAACAACUACGAGGCCCUGAAUGCCCAGCUGCUGGAUGAGCUUCCCAAAUUUCAUCGCGCUGCUGAGGAGCUCUUCACCAACUGCAUGCGGGGCUUUGCCCAGGCACAGAGAGACUUCAUAUUUCUCACACUGGGAGAGCUCAGUCCACUCCUGCAGCUGUCAAGAAUAGGAGGCACAGAGGGGAACCUGGUGUCACUGUUUCAGGAAGAGCACAGCAGAGUACUCCAGCUUUUACAGAGCUUCAGCUUCUUCCCAGAGAACCUGCCCAUGCCGCGCAAACCCUACGAAAAGAAAACCCUGGAGAAACAGACUUCUAAGAAGCAGCUUCUAAGUCCUCCAAACUGCAUAAUCCAGACAGAUGAGCAUCGGACAGGGCUCCUUGCUCUCUACGGCCCAGAGAAGCUCUUCCAGGCUGAAAGGAAUUUCAAUGCUGCACAGGACCUGGAUGUGUCCAUACUGGAGGGGGACAUAGUGGGAGUCAUCAAACAGCAAGACCCCAUGGGCAGUCAGAAUCGUUGGCUUAUAGAUAAUGGUGUCACAAAGGGCUUCGUUUACAGCUCCUUCUUAAAGCCCUAUAACCCACGACAGAGCCAUUCAGAUGUUUCUAUUGAGAGUCAGUCCUCCAAUGAGUCAGGAUAUGGUGGCUCCUCCCCUGUGUUCUCACGGCAGAACAGCAACAGCACACUGACAUUCAACCAUGAGACAUCUACCGUCAGCUUCUCUUCAGCCCACACUCCAAACCAUGCAUCACUACGCCUGUCUCAGGACUCUAACGCCUCCCACAGGAUCUCCCACAUCAAUACUCCAUCGCCAAACUACCCUCCAACCAAUCAGAGUGAUACCCUUGACUCCACCUACAGGAAUUCCUCUAAUCAGAAAGAACUGUCUGAGAUUGCUGUUCAUAAUGCUGCCAAUCAUGGGGACUAUUCGGAGCAUUUGUACAGAAAUCCCGCCAAUUACAGAGAUUCCUCUGAUUCCAGGUACACUACACCAGCUAAUCACAGAGACCCCUCAGACUCUUCAGAGACAGACUCUUGUUCCUCCAGUAAGAACUCUAGACAUGAUGCAUCUCAGAGGCACACAGCCUACGUCUCUCAGCAGAGACAGAAUGGCGAGUGUUCAGUGCAGAAAAGUAGGCCUCAGUACUCUGCUGAUGAGUUCAUAGAGCCUGACCACGAGCUGGAUGGCCAUCAGAUAUAUUAUGCUCUUUAUUCAUUCACUGCACGCUGCGCAAAUGAGCUGAGCAUUUCGGCCAAUCAGAGAAUUCGAAUCCUAGAGUUCCAGGACAUGAAUGGCAACCAGGAGUGGUGGCUGGGUGAGGCCGGAGGACGGCGGGGCUAUGUACCUUCCAACUACAUCCGCAAGUCAGAGUACACCUGAGCAUGAUAGCUGUAUGAGAGGCCGAGAGAUAUCCAGCUACCCCAGACCACCACAGAUAAGCUGAGCUGCAGAGCCAUGUGGAACAAAGGACAAUGUUGUGCUUUUACUCUGUGAGAGAUGGAUUGAUGUGGUAAAUGAGAAAACUGAUCAUUGCUGCUUAUGGGAACAAAUGUGACUAUCCACGACUGCAUUUACUGACUUUAUAUUCUCUUUUACCUCUGAUACCCUCAUUGUGGCAUUCUUGAAGAGCAAUUAACACUUUGCAUUUUGAGUUUGGAGAAAGAAUGGGAUGACUUGUGUAAAAGCAUGGGUUAUGUUCAGGUUUCUGAAUGAACUAUGAAUGUCUGCAUAGGCAGGAGAAGUCCAAAAAAUUAUGCUAGCACUUAACUGGUUUGCUAAAGGAAAAUAGAUUGUGAGGUAAGGAAAUAUAAUGAAGUGGUAAAACCUGUGUUGGAUAUGUGAGCAUAACACUGGCAUGAACCUUUACUAAAGUAAUGAGUAGUAUGGGUGAAUGUUCUCUGGGAGAUAGUGAACAAAAGCAGUGGUGGAGCAUGAAAUUUUGGAGCAUUUUGGAGACAUCUAGACUUGCUUGUUAGACAAUCAGACACAUCCCUUAUUCAAAUGUGUAUGUGAAUGCAAACAAUUAACAAUUAAAGUGUGCAAAUCUUUCAUAGAACGAAUAACAACAUUCAGUAUAUGCUGAACAAUAUUUAAGAGUUCAAAUAAAAUGUGAGAGGUGUCUUUUAUAAAUACAGUACUUCCAUAAUUUUGUACUUUUUCAAUUUUUGAAUGCAGUGUUCCCUACAGUGACCUGUGAAUAGGUUUUAGGAGCCAGAGCCACAUAGGAGUUUGAUCAAUAGUGAAUUCAUCCAUUGCUACCAUGAGGUCCUAGAGGUCCUUUUGAUGCAUGCCACUUUAACAUACUAUUGAUGACUUUCAUCAUAUUCAUCUCUGAUGCUGUAUAGUAACCAUGUAUGUACUGUACUCCAGUCACACGCAAUCUAUUCUUUUCUCAUUUGAAUAAAACAUCCAGGAAAAACUAA